AACAGAUUUGUUUUGUUUACCUCCGGCGUCUCAGGAAAAAGUGUGUUCUUCAAUAAAACUUCUUUUUUAACACGAACAUCCAACAAAGUGUUCGACCAUGUCGCGCAAGGAAGCGUUAUCUCAAUUCAUUAAUCAGAUCCACGGACGUCCGGUUGUGGUGAAACUAAACAGCGGCGUCGAUUACAGAGGCGUCCUGGCAUGUCUCGAUGGUUACAUGAACAUUGCGUUGGACCAAACGGAGGAGUAUGUGAAUGGUCAGCUGAAAAAUAAAUAUGGCGAUGCGUUCAUCCGGGGCAACAAUGUACUAUACAUUUCUACGCAAAAGAGAAGGGUGUAGUUGAGUGGGUUUGAAUAAAAUAAUACAUUUAUUUAAAAAAAAUAUCGUUUAUU
Anopheles coustani is the source of this 390-nucleotide messenger RNA. Its product is annotated as U6 snRNA-associated Sm-like protein LSm6. The record is from RefSeq and is a predicted model, not a curated record. Bases 98 to 337 code for a protein of 79 amino acids. Gene Ontology annotation, biological process: mRNA splicing, via spliceosome; maturation of SSU-rRNA. Lineage: Eukaryota; Metazoa; Arthropoda; Insecta; Diptera; Culicidae. Gene Ontology annotation, cellular component: P-body; sno(s)RNA-containing ribonucleoprotein complex; nucleolus. The transcript has 3 exons. Gene Ontology annotation, molecular function: RNA binding.